Molecule: messenger RNA, 228 nt
Organism: Rodentolepis nana
Lineage: Eukaryota; Metazoa; Platyhelminthes; Cestoda; Cyclophyllidea; Hymenolepididae
Source: the annotation of a GenBank genome assembly
AUGGAGGCCUUAAUCAGGGGAGAAUUCCAGAAUCCACACAAUGAAGGCCUUAAUCAGGAGAGAAUUCAUGUUACCAACGAACUCAAAGCUCGAACAAAGGAGAAACAGUGGACAGUGGAAACAAAGGGGAAACAGUGGACAGUGGCACUCUCCGAUUGCAACGAACUUAAAGUUCGAACAAAGGAAAAACAGUGGAGAGUGGCACUCUACCACAUAGAGGAGAAAUAG